Molecule: messenger RNA, 1164 nt
Organism: Pneumocystis murina B123
Lineage: Eukaryota; Fungi; Ascomycota; Pneumocystomycetes; Pneumocystales; Pneumocystaceae
Exons: 5
Coding region: 1-1164 (387 amino acids)
Molecular function (GO): alpha-1,3-mannosyltransferase activity; GDP-Man:Man(1)GlcNAc(2)-PP-Dol alpha-1,3-mannosyltransferase activity
Source: RefSeq, a predicted model, not a curated record
AUGAAAAUUGCUUUUGUCCAUCCAGACCUUGGAAUAGGAGGAGCUGAGAGAUUUACAGUAGAUGCAGCAAUUGGGUUACAGGAUCUUGGGCAUAAGGUUGUAAUAUAUACGAGUCAUUGUAAUAGAAACCAUUGUUUUGAAGAGAUUAAGAAAGGAUUAUUGUCAGUUAAAGUUUAUGGGGAUAGGAUUCCUUCUAAGAUUUUUGGAAAAUUUUCUAUUUUAUGUGCUAUUUUUCGACAAUUGUAUUUAUCAUUAGUUUUAUUUUUUAAAAUAGAAUCAUAUGAUGUUAUUAUUAUGGAUGUUUUGUCUUUUGGUCUUCUUAUAUUAAGGUGGAAGUGUUUAAAGAUUCUAUUUUAUUGUCAUUUUCCAGAUAAAUUAUUAGCAAGCAGAAAUAACAUAUUAAGAAGAAUUUAUCGUUUUCCUUUUGAUCUUAUUGAAAAUUUGACAUUACUGAUGGCGGAUAAAAUACUUGUGAAUAGUUAUUUUACAGCAUCAGUUGUUCGUAAAACGUUUUCGAAUAUUAAGAAUCUUACUAUAUUAUAUCCUAGUAUUAAUAUUUAUGAAAACGAUAAUAGUUUAGAGAAAUCUCCAUUAAUAACUCAGAGUCAUCUAUAUUUUAUUUUAUCUAUAAAUAGAUUUGAAAGAAAAAAAAAUAUUGAUUUAGCAGUGAAGUCUUAUUCCCAUCUUAAAAAAGACUCUAAUUUUAAUAAAUGCUGUUUAAUUAUUGCAGGUGGAUAUGAAUCUAGGAUUAAAGAAAACGUUCAAUAUCAUAAUGAGCUUCUUGAUUUAUGUAAUCAUUUUUCUUUUAAAUCCAAAACUUUUAUGCAUCCAUAUAAAUUUCCUUUAGAUUUUUCUGGAUAUAAUGUUGUUUUUCUACUUUCAAUACCUACGAACUUAAAAAAUUAUCUUCUUCAAAAUGCAACAAUUUUAUUAUAUACUCCUCCUUAUGAACAUUUUGGAAUUGUACCACUUGAAGCUAUGUUUCAUCAAACUAUUGUUUUAGCUCAAAAUAAUGGGGGUCCUUUAGAAACAAUUGAUGAUGGCGUAACUGGAUGGUUAAAAAAACCUAAUGAAACUGAAUGGGCAGAAGUUUUAAGAAAUGUUUUAUUUCAAAUGACUGAUGCUCAACGUGCUAUAAUGGGGGAAAAAUGGCACAAACACUAG